Molecule: messenger RNA, 1134 nt
Organism: Durusdinium trenchii
Lineage: Eukaryota; Dinophyceae; Suessiales; Symbiodiniaceae
Source: the annotation of a GenBank genome assembly
AUGUCCUCUUGGCGAUUCAUUUUUGUACAGUUUUGGAGGCUACUACUGUGUGAUAAGUCAAUUCACUGGGUAGAGCCGACUGACUUCAAGGAAGUGCCUUCACGUAGUCAUCUCAAGUGUGAGGUCAUGGCUUUCAGCAAUCACUCUGAAUCUGAUCUGGCCAUCUGCAUUCAGGUGGAGAGCUUUGCGAGGAAAUUCUCAUUCUGCGAAAAAUUUCGAAGAUCUGGCCAUGUGUUCUUCGAGCUCCCACUCGAGCUUUUGGAUGGUCAAAUACGACUGACGGCAGCCCUUCAAUCGGGGGAUCUCGUGCUUGCCAGUGACCAGGUCCGUGUGCAAAAGUGGCUGCACUUGUCAAGGGAAAUUCCAGCGUGGGCCGAUGAGUUCAACCCGCUGGUGGAUUGGUGGGACUCGCACCGCGAGGGCUUGCUGACUAUGAAGCACGCGCACUACUUUGACUUGUACCACCGACAUUUGCAGCACUUUCGUGGCAAAAAGUCGCAUUUGCUGGAGAUUGGUGUUGCUAGUGGUGGCUCUUUGCAAAUGUGGAAGGCUUACUUUGGGCCUCGUCUCCGCAUCACUGGCGUUGAUUGCUGUCCUUUUUCGGGGAUGAGAGGUGAGCUUGAAGAUCACCGCACUUCAAUUUGGAUUGGAAACCAGGAGGACCCUCAAUUUUGGGCAGAGCUGAUUCAAUCGGUGCCUCCCUUUGACAUCAUCAUUGACGACGGGAGCCAUGUAGGACGAAUGCAGCUGGAGGCAUUUGAAUCGCUUUGGCCGCACUUGGCGCCUGGAGGGGUAUACAUCGUGGAAGAUUUGAUGUUUGGAUACUUGGACAUGGGGCUCCACAAGGAUGCGCUCUUCUUCAAAGGUCAUACACUAUGGGUGGAGAGACUCAAAGGGCUAAUGGAUGAAAUGCAGACAGGUUUGACUGCCGACAGCAGACUUCAGGACUCAGUUGCAGCUAUCCGCGGCAUCCACAUCUACCGACACUUUUGCAUCAUCGAGAAGUAUGACCUGGGCCAAGGACUGAGUGGCUUGGUGCACGACUGGGCGGCUUUUCAAGUUGGAGCUGGUGCCGCAGCACCCGCUCUAGCUGGAGUUCAGGUGGUACCUCCAGUCAUGGCUCACCCGCAAUGA